CAAAAUACGUGUUCAGCGCUUCACGUGAACCUAUGUGCAUCACGCAUCAUGUCAAAAUACGUGCCUGCUGCAGAUGCGUCGAAAGGGUUUAUGAUAAAAGAGACGCUCGCGUUCAGAAGACACUGCAUUAACACUUAACUCUGAUUACACAUGAGACUAAGCAAGUAUCUAGCAAACGCGAGCGUCUCUUUUAUUAAAAACCCUUUCAACACGUCUGCAACAGGCACGUAUUUUGACAUGACGCGACACACACAUGACGGGCUAAAUACAGUACAUGUUUUCCCGAGCUUCGCAUUACUGCUUACCCUGAAGAGGAGUCACGGAUCGCCACUGCUAUGCUUGUGUUUACACCAGACAUCUCUCCUUCACAACGAACGAUUUUUGAAGUGUAGGCUGACAGUUUUGUUAAUUGUUGAAGGCACAGGUGAAUUCUGGGUGGAUUUGUGCAUGCCCUAGACUCGUGGUGUGAGCGGUAUCGGAGCGGAACCGGAGCGAGACAGAGCGAUCGCUCCGGCCUUUGGAUAAAAACCCACUCCGCGCGCUCCGCUCGCCGCCCGCUCCAUGCUCCGCUCCGCUCACAUGGUCUGUGGUAUUGUAGAUCUGGAAAAGAAUGCUGCACAGCUUAUUUUACCAUCCUCAUUUUGCGAAAAUAGCGGGUUUCACUUCUGUCUAUUCAAUGAUUCAGCAAAGCUAAUAACAGGAAUAAUUGUGAAAACAUGGAACUGACUGUACAGAGGCACUAAAGAAUCUCUUAGUGUCACGGUCCUGUCUGCGUCCUAGUGUUCCCCUGCCUGUUUCUCCUGUUUCUACCUUAUGGACACCUCCCAUCAUGCUCCACACUCCCUCACAUUUUCCUCGUCUCCCAUCAACCUCACCUGUCCUCCAUACCCUCAUCACAGAGACUGUAUAUAUACUCUCACUGUUCCUUUGUUCAUUGUCAAGUCUCGUCUAUUUAGUCUGAAAUUACGUUGUGUUCUCCAGUGAAUUCUUUUGUUGUGUUUUGUUGUUGUGCUUUAAAAUAUAUACUGUAGGAAUGGAUAACUCUCCGACUGUGGUCUGUGGCUGCAUACACACAGCCGUGACACUUAGCUGUCUAUCUUUUAUUCAGUGUGAUAUAUGCAAAACCCAUCAUUCGCACAAAAAAUGUCAUCGAGCACUGUUUGUUUAAACUUAUUAGUGGCUACAAGACUGUCUAUCCGGCUUCUCAAAUUAUACAACCAACUUAUACCAUGGUAUUUUAUGAGUUGUAUUGCCGUAAUGAACCUUAUAGUACUUGUGGUUAAUGGUUUAAUGUCAUUUUUUUAAAGCUUUAAUGCUGUUAUGAAUGUUAUGUUUUUAUGCUAUUUUGUACAUUUAAGUACUUAAUAAUAGUCCUGAAUGCUCAAACACAAUUUUUUUUACUGUUGUUUCAUAGUGAUUAUUCUGAUUUAUAAUUUAUAUGCUAUUAUUUUUUUUCAUUUAUGGUUGAAAUGCGUGUCAUGUCUGCAGUCAUUAAAUCUGUUACUAUUUAAUAAUUAGAUUUAGAGUGCGAAAUAGAGAUAAUCCCUGGUUUAAUGAAUCUAUAGCUUCACUUAUAAAAAGAAGAUAUGCUGCAUGGGCUAAAGCAAAGAAAACGAAUAAUCAAAUGGACUGGAUAAAUUAUAGAACAUUAAGAAAUAUUUGUACAAAAUUAGUAAAAAGAUCUAAAUGUGAUUAUUAUUUAAAUAUGAUAAAUGAGAAUAUUAAUGAUCCAUCUUCUUUUUGGAAAUUGACCAAAUCAGCUUCUGGUAAAAAAACAUUUACCAGUCUACCUGAUCAUUUAAAAUUAAAUGAGAGUAUAAUUAAGGAUAAAGAAAAUAUUGUAAAUGUUUUUAAUAGAUAUUUUAUUUCGGGGGGAGAGACCCACAAUUGUAGUAACUUAAGGAAACAAGAAAAUGUGGAAGCUACUUUGUCAUAUUACUCAGCAGUUUAAUUUUAUUCCUAUUUUAGCUACACAAGUUCAUAAAGUUCUAUCUAAUUUGGAUAUUAAAAAAUCACCAGGGCCUGAUAAAAUAGAACCUUAUUUUCUAAAAAUUUCUGCAGAUCUUAUAACAGAGCCCAUUACAUCUAUUUUUAACUUGAGUUUAAUCUCAAAUGUUAUUCCUCGUGCAUGGAAAUCCGCGUCAGUUUUACCUUUGUUAAAAGCUGGUGACCCAGCAGUUUUGGAUAAUUAUUGGCCAAUUAGUAGGUUGUCUGUGUUGGCAAAAGUAUUUGAAUCUUUUGUCAAUGAUCAAGUGAAACAGUUUUAACUGAAAAUAAAAUAUUAAAUGAUUUUCAGUCAGGCUUUAGAUCAGGUCAUAGUACUAUUACAGCAGCUAUGCUGGUUACAAAUGAUAUUGUUAAAUACCUAGAUAGUAAACAACAUUGCGCAGCAUUAUUUGUAGAUCUUUCUAAAGCAUUUGACUGUGUAGAUCAUAAACUUUUAUUAGAGAUUAAGUUGUAUAGGUUUUUUACCGGUUCUUACCGCUGUCGAAGAUGGGGCCAGAGGAUGACCCAGAGGUGUUCCUCGACCUCUUCGAGAAGACGGCGGAGACUAGCGGCUGGCCCCCGGAGGAUUGGGCGAGGCGACUCCUGCCGUUGCUGUCGGGGGAAGCGCAACUGGCGGCUCGGCCACAGCCCAUCCAGAACCUCCUGGUCUUCAACGACCUGAAGAGGGCCAUCCUGCAGAGGGUCGGCCGUAGCCUGGAGGAGCAUCGUCAGCGAUUCCGGUCGCUGGGUCUGGGCGAAAACGGCCGGCCCUUCGUGAUGGCCCACCAGCUCCGGGACUCCUGCCGCAAAUGGCUGCUGGCUGGGAAAGGCGACAUCGAGGACAUCAUCGACCGAGUGGUGCUGGAGCAGUUUAUCGCUCGGCUUCCGAAGAAAACGGCCGAGUGGGUCCAGUGCCACCGCCCGACGUCGCUGGACUCAGCCAUCCACCUGGCAGAAGACCAGAUGGUGGUGUGCCCCGGGGUUGGUGAACCCCUCCCGGCUGUCUCUCUCUCCUCUCCGGAGGCUGUUCCUCUCUCCCCCUCUUCUCUAUCUCUCUCUCCUCGUUCUGUCCCUGCACUCAGGUCCCGUCCACCCGGUCCGCCACGAGUGCCGCCUCGAUGAAGGUUCCCACAGCCCGGGGACUACACAACCGGGUACCGCGCUCCGCCCCGGGGAUUUCAGGACGGCAAUGGGUCCACCCUCUCUCCGCGCCCUUCCCGUGCUCCACUUCCCGCCACCCGGAUGGCGGAGACGCCUGCGCCGGCCUGUUGGCGAUGUGGAGGCCCGGAUCAUUUUGUUGAUCGGUGCCCAGUGAUGGAGGUCGGGACAAUGAUCCGUGUUCCCGACACGCCGCAGGCUGCCCCCGGUCAGAAUGGAUGGUACCAAAUUCCUGUGAGUAUAAGGGGGGUACAUACCCGGCUCUGGUGGAUUCCGGUUGUAACCAGACCUCCAUCCAUCAAAGCCUGGUUCGGCCCGGGGCAUUGGAUAAUAGCCGCAUGGUUCGGGUACGGUGCAUACAAGGGGAUGUGGUGAGAUAUCCUGUAAUCCCCGUCAUGAUUCAAUUCAGGGGAGAAAAGCAUAGAGUUGAGGUAGCGGUUAACCCACACCUCCGACACCAGCUAAUCUUGGGAACUAAUUGGCCUGCAUUCACGGAAUUAUUGGGGUGCUUAUGUGCGGGUGUCGCUUGGGGUCUAGAGGCACUGGGAGGCGGCGCUCGUGCAGGCAGGAGAGGCUGUUUCAGGGGAAGCGAGCGGAUCCGAGGGGCGAAUCCUCUCGGAACGCGAUGACUUUCCCCUGGAACAAUCCCGGGACGAAUCUCUCAAGUUCGCCUUUGAACAGGCCUGCUAUGUGGACGGUCAACCUCUCCAACCUGCCCGACCGCGCUCCUACCCGUAUUUUGCAAUCAUAAAAGACCGGUUGUAUCGAGUGACCCAAGACGCUCAAACAAAGGAAGAUACAACCCAGUUACUAGUGCCACGGGGCCGCCGGGAAAUGCUUUUCCAGGCGGCACAUUGUAAUCCCAUGGCGAGGCAUUUAGGACAAAACAGGACACUAAAUCGCCUCAUGGCCCGAUUCUUUUGGCCGGGCAUUCACGAGAACGUACGCAGGUGGUGCGCCUCGUGCCGUGAAUGUCAGCUGGUAAACCCUCCGGCCUCCCCAAAAGCGCCAUUGCGCCCGUUCAUGUCACGCACGAUACGCGAACUUUAUGAAUUAUUGGGCAUUAAAUCGGUCCGUACCAGCGUCUUUCACCCUCAAACGGACGGGCUGGUAGAACGGUUUAAUCGCACGUUGAAAACCAUGAUUCGUAAGUUCGUACACGAGGACGCCAAAAAUUGGGAUAAAUGGUUAGAACCCCUCUUAUUCGCUGUGCGAGAGGUCCCGCAAGCCUCCACGGGGUUUUCCCCCUUCGAGCUUCUCUUUGGACGCCAGCCCCGAGGGGUUUUGGACGUCCUGAGAGAGACUUGGGAGGACGGACCCUCCAACAGCAAGAACGAAAUUCAACAUGUCCUGGACCUGAGAACAAAACUCCAUACACUGGGGCGGCUAUCUAUGGAGAAUUUGUUACAGGCCCAGGAUAAACAGAGCCGGCUGUAUAACAGGGGAACCAACCUCAGGAAAUUUUCACUGGGAGAAAAAGUGCUUGUAUUACUCCCCACCUCAAGUUCCAAAUUACUAGCGAAGUGGCAAGGGCCGUUUAAGGUCACACGGAAAGUGGGAGAUCUUGAUUAUGAAGUAGUGCGGUCAGAUAGGAGCGGGGCACGUCAAAUUUACCACCUCAAUCUCCUUAAAAAAUGGCAGGAGGUCGAACCCGUGAUGCUGGCGACGGUAAUUAGUGGAGAGGAUGAUCUGGGACCUGAAGCGAAUAUAAAACCACAAUCACUCGCUCUGGCUCCGGGAGGAGAUCACCUCUCACCCUCCCAGCUCACGGACAUAGCCAGGUUGCAGGCGGAAUUCGCAGACGUGUUCUCACCCCUACCGGGACGCACGAAACUCAUUCAGCACCAUAUCGAGACGGUGCCGGGCGUAGUGGUUCGUAGCCGGCCCUAUCGUUUACCUGAGCACAAGAAAAAUGUGGUUCAGACGGAAUUAGCGGCAAUGCUCGAGAUGGGGGUAAUAGAAGAAUCCAACAGUGACUGGGCGAGCCCGAUAGUUUUGGUUCCCAAGACGGACGGCUCGGUCAGGUUCUGCAUGGAUUAUCGCAAAGUGAACGCGGUAUCGAAAUUUGAUGCCUAUCCAAUGCCACGGGUCGAUGAAUUACUGGACCGGAUAGGCACGGCUCGUUUUUAUUCGACAUUGGAUUUAACGAAAGGGUACUGGCAGAUCCCCCUAUCGCCAUUAUCUAAGGAAAAAACUGCCUUCACCACGCCGUUCGGAUUACACCAAUUCGUGACAC
Triplophysa rosa is the source of this 5380-nucleotide messenger RNA. RefSeq names its product zinc finger and SCAN domain-containing protein 21-like. The record is from RefSeq and is a predicted model, not a curated record. NCBI's taxonomy places the organism in Eukaryota, Metazoa, Chordata, Actinopteri, Cypriniformes, Nemacheilidae. Bases 2494 to 3108 code for a protein of 204 amino acids. The transcript has 3 exons.